UGUACAUGUAUUGUGUUUGCUGCACCUAUUUGUCUUCUGCUGUGUAAACUGGAAGUUUGUAGUUUGGAACUACGCGCUUUUUGAUGAAGCCUCAUGCGGAGGAAAAAGCCGGAAAAACGUUUGACAUCUUCACUGCUAAAUCCUACAAGUCACAGGUGGUAGCUGGGACAAACUAUUUCAGCACGUUCGCCUCACACCUCCAGGGUUGGGGGUUCCAUUCCUGCAGCUGCCCUGUGUGUGUGGAGUUUGCAUGUUCUCCCCAGGGGUUUCUUCCGGGUACUCCGGUUUCUUCCCUCAGUCCAAAGACAUGCAUGAUGAAGCCUCAUGUGGAACAAAAAGCAGGAAGAACAUUUGACGUCUUCACUGCUAAAUCCUUCAAGACACAGUUGGUAGCUGGGACGAACUAUUUCAUCAAGGUCCAUGUGGGUGGCGAGGACUUUGUUCACCUGCGUGUCUAUAAGAUGCUGCCAUGUGAUGGAGAAAAACUGGAACUUACUGAAAUUCAGACAGCCAAAGCCCAGCAGGACCCCAUCGAAUACUUCUGAACAUAUUCUCCAUUAUGAAAGACACCAUAGACACUGCACUAACACUCUGUGUGAAUUUGUAUUACAUUUGGAAUGUCACAGGGUUAACCCUGAGUGUCAUUAAUCACAACAUCUUUGUUCUGUUUUCAUUUCUGAACUGAAAAAACGAGAUACUUCUUCAUUUAAUAAAAAGACAGUGAUAAAUAGCA
Messenger RNA from Ictalurus punctatus (channel catfish), 733 nucleotides. Its product is annotated as cystatin-B. Gene Ontology annotation, cellular component: cytosol. Gene Ontology annotation, molecular function: cysteine-type endopeptidase inhibitor activity. Lineage: Eukaryota; Metazoa; Chordata; Actinopteri; Siluriformes; Ictaluridae. The record is from RefSeq and is a predicted model, not a curated record. Bases 84 to 545 code for a protein of 153 amino acids. The transcript has 4 exons.